GAAAAAUAAGACGGGCCGAGUUGUUGGAUUGUUAAAAAGGAAUGGCCACCGACGAGUCGCGAGCAGUCGCCGGCCGAGUUUGGCACAGACCCACGCUACCUGAAGCAAUCAAAGAAGACAACUCUUCCUCGAGUUUAGCUGGUGGAUUUCAUCUACUCCUUCAAGCUUGAUUUUCUACCUUCAAUUUCAGCUUCUAAACUUUCAUCAGCGGUUUAGUAUUCUUCCAUGAGUUUCUCCAAUUCUUCUAAAACUGAGAGGAAUAUCACACAAUUUUAUCCUCUCUUCUUAAAGAUUUAAUGUAUUUCAAAUGGCCCUUUCUCUGAGAAAGCUUCAACAGACGCUUACAGCUGUACGCCUCUCAUUUUCGUGGGCUGAGAGUGAUGAUAAACUUGUCCGCGUCUUCGCCCGCAGUAGACAGACUUCCGGUAUAGGAAGACAUGUAUCUUACAUGCUGCUUGCCCGGCCUCUUUAUCACCUGAUUUAUAUCGGUAAUCGCAGUUGUAUCUAUUACAAUCAUUAUAAAGUUCCAUUUGAUUAUGAAAGUGCCUCAGAAUCGUAUAAUUCUAUCCAUUUUAGUCCAAUAGUGAAAUUUAUGGAUCUGAAGUACAGAGGGUUUUGUAGUAGCGCAGAUUCUGAAUCCGAGUUAAAUAAUUCUGAUGAGGAUGGAAGUGAAAAUGAAAAGGGACAAAACCCAAGUGAGGUUGAUAGGGUGUGUAAGGUGAUUGAUGAAUUGUUCUCACUAGACCGAAACAUGGAGGCGGUUUUGGAUCAAUGUGGGAUUAGUUUGACCCAUGAUUUGGUCACAGGUGUGUUGGAGAGGUUCAAACAUGCCAGAAGACCUGCUUUUCGGUUCUUCUGUUGGGCUUCCCAGAGGCCAGGGUAUGCUCAUGAUUCGAAAACGUAUAAUUCACUGAUGGCAAUACUCGGAAAGAAUAGGCAGUUUGAGACUAUGCUUUCAGUUCUUGAAGAAAUGGGUGAGAAGGGCUUACUCACUAUGGAAACCUUUGUGAUCGCAAUGAGGACAUUUGCCGCUGCAAAAGAGAGGAAGAAAGCUGUCGGGAUUUUUGAAUUGAUGAAAAAGUACAAGUUUGAAGCAGGAGUUGAGACCAUCAAUUGCUUGCUUGAUGCUUUGGGAAGGGCGAAGCUUGCAAAGGAAGCCCAUGUUUUAUUUGAGAAGUUGGAGCAUAGGUUCACACCGAACUUGCAGACAUACACAGUAUUGCUCAACGGUUGGUGUACGGUCAAGAACUUGAUGGAGGCUGGGAAGGUAUGGAAUGAGAUGGUAGACAAGGGUUUCAAGCCCGAUAUCGUUACACAUAGUAUAAUGCUAGAAGGGUUAUUGAGGGGUAACAAAAGGUCCGAUGCAAUUAAACUCUUUGAGGUCAUGAAGUCAAAGGGCCCACCCCCUAAUGCAAAAACCUACACAAUUUUGAUAAGAUACCUUUGCAAACAUAGGAAUAUGGACGAGGCGAUCAAUUACUUCGAUGAAAUGCUAAGUACGGGAUGUGGACCCGAUGUUGCGAUCUACACAUGUUUGAUCACGGGGUUUGGCAAUAUAAAGAAGAUGGACAAAGUCUAUGGGUUGUUGACGGAGAUGCGUGAGAACGGGUGUCCGCCUGAUGCCCAAUUAUACAAUGCGUUGAUCAAAUUGAUGACAAACCGGCGAAUGCCAGAUGACGCAGUGAGGGUAUAUAAGAAGAUGAUCCAAAACGGGCUUCAACCUACAAUUCACACAUAUAACAUGCUGAUGAAAUGUUUCUUUAUGACAAAGAAUCAUGACCUUGGGUUUGCAGUCUGGGAGGAGAUGAGGUUAAAGGGGUGUUGUCCCGAUGUGAACACUUAUACUGUUUUCAUUGGUGGGCUUAUAAGGGAGGGUCGGUCAACUGAGGCCUGUGAAUACUUGGAGGAAAUGAUAGGGAAAGGAAUGAGAGCUCCACAACUUGACUACAAUAAAUUUGUGGCUGAUUUUAGCCGAGCUGGUAAUCCAGAUAUAUUGGAGGAGUUAUCUCAGAGGAUGAAAAUCCAUGGGAAGUUUGAGAUAUCAAAUCUAUUUUCAAGAUGGGCUGAGAUGAUGAAGACUAGAGUAAGGAGAAGAACAAACCACCCUAUUCACUAACAAAUGCCUUGUUAAGUUGUUGUAGAAAGAUUCAUCCUGAGCUACGACUCAUUGUUUGAUUUUUACUUCACUUGUAUAAUGGAGGCAGAACGGGCACGUCAUAAGAGGCUGCCCGUUUGAUUUUUGGGUGGGGCUGGGAAGGUUUUGGAGGGUUCCCAUUUUGUUCUGAUAAUACAAACCGCCACAUUCUCCCAUUAAUUUUAUCUUUGAGAGUGAUAAGAUUAAUUCUUGGUUACCAACUUGUUCUUUGGAGCUGCAUCACCAACUUAUAGAAUUGUUUCAAUACUUAUUGUAGUGUGGAAUAGCCGAGCGGGCCGCUACCAGGUCUCCGCAGCGAGGUGAGCGAGCGGUUGGUAAGUUGGUUAUUGCAGCCAUAGCAGAUUAGAUAUUGCCUCAACCCUAAUUUCUUUUCUGCACUAUGAUUAGGUUUUUUGGGGUUAAUUGUUGCUCAUAUGGUAUUUUGGGGCUAAAGUUGAGCCCUUUUAUAACAUGUCAGAAGUCUUCUGCGUUGAAAAAAACUCUAUUCAGAUGUCAAUCUUUUUUGGCAACUCAUGAGUGAUCCUUCUCGAGCUUUUUGUGACCUCCGGUUACCUUGCCUGAACAUGGAGACUAAAAGGAAAUAUACCAGUUUCUUCUUCUGGCCUGUUUAAGCCCAGUGGUGAGAAUCUUAAUCCUGUUUGCAGUGUGAAAUAGUUUGAAAAUCAUGACAAGAAGACCGUUGCAUGUGGCUUAAGUGAAUAUGAUGAUUGAUGAAUGUCAUCCAGGAAAUUGUGUUUGAUUAUAUCAUCCUUUUAAAUUCACUUUUAACAUAUUUAUAUAUUUUGUUUUAACAUUAAUGCCUUUUUUUAAUUAGUGAUUUCAGUAAAACCCGUUUUGUGGCUUAUUAAGUAUUAACCUGAUCACUAUCAACUAUAUUUCCAUAACACUAAGUGGCUGCUUACUAAUAAUGAAGCUUUCUGUUUUUAUGGAAAACUGAAAACAUGUUUACUAAUUCUGUUUUUCAGAUUUAGAAAUGUCAACACAUUUUCUUCACCACUCUACAACAACAACAUCCAAGAUUCCAAGCCUUAGUCCCAAAAGAGUUUGGGGUCAGCUUCUUCACCACUUCUAAAAUAGAAAAACAGUAUUCCAAAGUAGAAAAAACAGUUUUCUAAAGUAACAUGUUACCUAGAGACCCUAGAGUCAUUAUGAUGGCAACAAAUACCACGUUUCAACUAAUGAUAGUACGUACAACAAUAAGUGACCUUAUUGCCAUUGUUAAUGGCAAUAUGAUAAAAGUGUUAUUUGCGUAUAAAUUUUUUACGCCCAAAUGUGAAAGCAAAAGAAUCUUACAAUAAGUAUUAGUAGAUGCUAUUUCUGUGGACGCUAAUGAAAAGGUUUUAACGUUUUAUUUAUUAGUAAUAAAACAUAAAAAGGAAAUGCUAGAUAGCUGUUUCCCCAAAGAGGAAUUGUGCUCUCUGUGAGAUACAAGGGAGGGGACAGUAGAAAUCAAAUCGACAACAAAGUUGAAGGAUUCCGAGGCAAUGUAUGACUUCUCAGUUAGUGCUGCAAUCGGUACUAGGCGAGUUUGGCUUCCCGAUUGAUCUAGACUUUCUAAGCCAAUACCACUUUGUUCUCAAUCCGUUCUCCUAUUCACUUCCAGCGCACCUUCUUCCGGUAUCCCCUUUUUCAUAUACCAUGUUUUUUCAGUUUUUUAUGACAUGAUUUCUAUUGCCUUUCGGUUCUUGUUAAUCAAAUUUUUGGAUGGGUGUUUAUGCGGCUGAAUUGUCAUUUGUCAAUGGGAAAAUGUACAAAUAUACCCCUCUAGUAUGGGUGUGAGAACAAAUACACCCAUGUUCUAUUUUUCGGAACAAAUAAACCCCUAAAGUAUAUGUUGAAGUACAUAUAUACCCCUCAUGUAAAACUUUUGAAAAAUGCAAAAGUACCCCUCAUGUUAUAAAGUAUGGGGUAGCAAAUUUACCCCUAUUGACUUUAAAUAAAUAAAAUAAAUAUAAAAAACAUACCAAAAAUAAAUUAUAAAUUCGAAAUUUAAAAAUUAAUAUUUAUUAUUAGGUUAAAAUAUUCACUCUUUAAUUGCAAAAUUAUUAUUUUUUUCGUUGUAAAUGAAUCACUUCAAAUUCAUUAAUUUUAGUUUUAGUCUUGUUACGGAAUUUUGUACACGUUACAUUUUCUAAAAUAACAUUCUUUGAUUUUGUUUAACCUUAAUAAAAUUAGAUUCACUAUAUUAUAAUCUUGGACUAUUUAUCAUCAUCCAAAAUAUGUAAUUUUAUAGUGCAAAGAAUGAAAAAAAUUAAUAUUUUUUUACAUUGCAACACAUAUUUUAACACUUUUUCGAAAGAAUCUUAAAUAUAUAAUAAAGUUUUGAAAUAAUAUUUUAUACUAACAAUAUUAAAUUGUGAUAUAAAACAAUAAAAGGGAGAAUUGGACACAAGUAUAUUUUUUAUUUUUUUUAUUUUCUAAUUUAUAAUUUAUUGGUGUUUUUUGAAGUUUAUAUUAUCAAUUUAAAGUCAAUAAGGUUAAAUUUGCUCUUUUAUAUGAAUAUAAAGAGUAUUUUUGCACAUUUUAAAAGUUUAGGGAUACAUAUGCACUUCCACACAUACUUCAGGAGUAUAUUUGUUUAGAAAAAUAGAACAUGAGUAUAUUCGUUCUCACACCCACACUACAGGGGUAUAUUUGUACCCGUUCCCUUUGCCAAUUGUAUGUCACAAGGGGUUUCUGGUAAUAUAUUUUUGGAUUUUGAUUCUUUUCCUAUUUUGAUAUGCCUUAUUUGAGAAUUCUAGAAUUUUUUGUUCCUUUUUAAGGAAGGGGAAUAUUAAUUUGUUCACAGUCAACAGCUGUGUUAAACAGAUAGAAAAACUUAACAAGAAGAUUUUACCACACUAGUAUUGACAUUCUCGUACCAUCUCGAUCCCAAACUGUACCUACUAUAUGUAUUAUGUACCGACAGAAUAUGAUAUAAUAUGUGAAAUGAAGGUAUGCUCUAUUAUAUGUCACAGAAAAGGUCAGUACACAAUUCUUGAGAUUCAUAUUUAUUCCUGAUAAUAAUUUUACCUAAAACCAUAUUCUUUCCUAAUUGGUUGUCUUGUUCUCGUAUUGCAGGGAUUUCCAACGGAAGCACAACCAUCUAAACUUGCAACUAGCAAAGGCUCUGCAAAUAGAUACUUUUAUUUAGAUAAAUUGGCCGAGGGACUGAGGGUUGACUUGUUUGAUAACUUUUGAUGGUUUACUCGUUCGUCACUUUCUCAUUAUAUUAGUAUGGGCUGUGGUUGUAGCUUUUCCCUUUCAUCAAACUCAGCUCACUGCAGUAAAUUUCAAACUUGAUUCGCCGGAGCCUGGGGGGUAGAACUGCUAUCUUGUGAGAUUCAUUUCAUUUUCUUGAUGCAUUUAUUUACUUUUCUCAAAUGUCCUCUUAUGUUUAGGCUGAGGAGCUAAACAAGGAGAUAUUUGAUAACUGUCACUCAAAUUCCAAAUUAGAUCAAAUGAAUCUAAAAGUAAUUUUCUGGAUCCAUUUUUUUGUACAUAUUGUUCUCUUAUC
Cuscuta epithymum is the source of this 5651-nucleotide messenger RNA. The record is from the annotation of a GenBank genome assembly. NCBI's taxonomy places the organism in Eukaryota, Viridiplantae, Streptophyta, Magnoliopsida, Solanales, Convolvulaceae.